Molecule: messenger RNA, 5922 nt
Organism: Topomyia yanbarensis
Lineage: Eukaryota; Metazoa; Arthropoda; Insecta; Diptera; Culicidae
Exons: 4
Coding region: 1-5922 (1973 amino acids)
Biological process (GO): DNA integration
Molecular function (GO): nucleic acid binding
Source: RefSeq, a predicted model, not a curated record
AUGGCCGACGAGAGGAAAUUCAGUGAGUUGGAGCUGACGAAGCAGAAUAUUGUCGAUUCAAUGGCUUUGUUGGAAUAUUAUGCGAAGGAGUUCGACAAGGACAGUAAGUUUGCGGGCCAAGUAGAAGCGUGGGCGGAAAAGUUGGAGAAAUUUUACGACGAGUUUCACCGGACGGUGGUGAAAUUGGAGAUGUUUUCCACCGAUAAGGAGCCAAUCGACCUGAAAAAGGAACGGCAGUUGUUCGACGGUCGCUAUUAUGCUCUUCGGUCCUUCUACUUGGCCAAACUGGCGAAGAAAACACGUUCUCCCCCUUCUGCCAACCCCGCACCAUCGAGACCAAUGAACAUCAGGCUUCCGGAGCUUAACCUACCCAAGUUUAGCGGUAAGUUGGAAGACUGGUGUGUUUUUCGCGAUUCAUUUGAAUCCGCAGUAGGUUCCCGGAGCGACAUCAGUGCGGUCGAGAAGAUGCACUAUCUGAAGGGCCUCGUUCAAGGAGAGGCAGCGCGCAUUCUCGACCCUAUCAAAAUAAGCGAGCAGGGCUACAAGGACGCUUGGCGAACGUUGCGGCUGCGUUUUGAGAACAACCGGCAGUUAAUCAAGUGUCACAUUCGGACGCUUUUCGACACUCCAGCGAUGCGCAAGGAAUCAGCUGAAGAUCUGCUUGCGCUGAUCGAUCGCUUCGAGCAGCAGAUCUCCGUUCUGAAGAGCUUGGGUGAACCAGCAGACCGAUGGAGCUCUAUCCUGGUUUACCAGCUAUCUAUACGCCUCGAUCCUUGUACGCUCCGGGAAUGGGAGAACCACUGUAGCAAACUCGAUGCUGACAACAUCGCUUCGGUUCUGGGAGGAACCGCCGGCACAUCAGAGGACACAAGCACUGGUGCGUCAACUUCAAUGCCAUCAUACGUGACGAUGGUAAACUUCCUCCAGAACUACGCUCGAGUUUUGCAAGCAGUUUCUUCAGCCACUUCGAACACCGCUCCUCCUCGCAGCAAGCCAAAUCCGACAUCCAAGCUAGCAGCCUUUCCAGUCGCAGCUACACAGCAAACUGCAGUAUCCAGUACACCCUCUUCCAGCGCCAGCAAGCCGAAGCCGUGCGACAAGUGCGGUGAGAGUCACUACCUGUACAGCUGUCCGGAAUUUCGGAAACUCAACCUUCGCCAACGGAUCGAUCUGGUAAGACAGAAAAACCUUUGCAUUAACUGUUUGAGAUCGAGUUCCCAUUAUGCCCGGAACUGUUCUGGGUCAAGAUGCCGUACAUGUACCAAGAAGCACCACACGCUUCUUCAUACUGAGCCCUCUGACGACAAUCCCGCUUCUGGUCAAGCCACCGGAUCAACUUGCUGUGUUGCCCUCCAGCCGACUCUCACCGCAGCAUCUGCGCUGCAUGCUCCAAACUCACUGUCACCCCAGUCUGUUUCGCAAGCUCCCAUCCAGCAACCGUCUACCUCUACCUCAAUCGCAAACUUAUCCCACAUUCAUGCGCCUUCCAUGAGUUCUCAGACUGCCCUCGUAUCACAUACUGGUGAAGUGAUUCCUGGAACCGUUUUCCUUCCGACUGCGCUAGUGAAUAUCCGUAACGGUAGAGGUCGCAUCGUCACUGCUCGUUGCUUGCUGGACUGUGCUUCCCAACGCAACUUUGUUUCUGGGGCUCUUUGCGAACGACUGCAGCUUCCUCGCAUCCGAUUGCCGCAUGCUAUCCCGAUAAGCGGAAUCGGAAACACUACAACGCUGGUUGAAUACCAGGCCACGAUAACCAUCUCCUCUCGAGUCACUCCCUUCUCCGUACAAUGCUCCAUGCUCGUUCUGCCUUCCAUUACCGUCAAGCUGCCCCAGUCGACGGUAGAAGCCCGCCACUGGCCGAUUCCAAAGCACGUGGAGCUUGCAGAUCCAACAUUCGCUGUUACUGGCGACAUCGACAUGAUUCUGGGUGCCGCCCAUUUCUUCCAAAUUCUUCGAUACGGCAGGAUAUCGCUCGGGGAAGAGUUACCGCUUCUGCAGAAUACAGAGUUCGGUUGGGUCGUCUCCGGAGAGUGUUUAUUGGAAAACCACGAUCACAGCGAUCCACGCAAGUGCCAGUUCAGUAAUCCCUGCACAAUCGAUGAAUUGGUCAACCGAUUCUGGCAGCUCGAAGAAGUCCACGAUGCAAAGGGAUGGUCUCCGUCGGAACGAUACUGUGAGGAACAUUUCGUGAAGAACACCACCCGCAACUCCGAAGGCCGCUACGUCGUCAAGCUGCCCAAGCGUGACGAGCUGCUUUGGCAGUUAAAGGACAACAAAUACAACGCCACCCGCCGCUUCUUCUCUCUAGAACGCUCACUCGGUGCGAGUCCCGAUAAGAAGGCGAUGUAUCAGCAGUUCAUCCACGAGUACGUGAGAUUGGGACAUAUGCGGGAGAUUGGCCCCGAUGAAAUCGACGCGCAACCGCAAUACUACCUUCCACACCACGCUGUGAUGAAACUCGACAGCACCACUACAAAGCUUCGUACCGUAUUCGACGCAUCAUGCCGCUCGAAGUCCGGUAUCUCGCUGAACGAUGUCCUGCUUCCUGGUCCCACAAUCCAGGACACUCUCGUGACGAUUGUCCUCCGUUUUCGAAUCCACCAGUUCGUGAUAUCUGCGGACAUUGAAAAAAUGUACCGGCAGACUUUGGUCCAUCCCACCGACCAACCGCUGCAGCGAAUUCUCUGGCGCGAAGAUCCCGAGGCUCCACUGAAGAGCUACCAGCUCCGCACCGUCACAUACGGCACAAGCAGUGCUCCAUUUUUGGCAACUAGGGUGCUGCAGAAGCUCGCCGAUGAUGAAGGGCAACAUUUUCCGCUGGCGGAACCCGCUGUCCGCCACGACUUCUACGUCGACAAUUUGCUGUCCGGUUCUGACGAUGCUGAAUCUCUCGCUGUUACCUGCAACCAGCUCAUUGCAAUGCUCGCAGGCGCAGGACUUCCUCUCCGACAAUGGUCUUCGAAUUGUCAAGCUAUUCUUGAUACCAUUCCGUUGGAGCUCCGAGAGACGAAAACACUACUCGAUUUGGACCACGAGUCCUCCGUGACUGCACUUGGCCUCCGCUGGGAACCGUCGACCGAUUUUCUUUCGUUCAAGACGCCGAAUUGGAAGGAAUGCACGGUUCUGAACAAACGAACGAUCCUCUCUCAGAUCAGCAGUCUUUUCGACCCCUUAGGUUUGAUUGGACCGACCAUUGCAAAGGCGAAAAUCAUGCUGCAGAGUCUUUGGAAGCUCCAUCUCGACUGGGACACACCCGUGGCUAACGGAUUCGCUCACGAAUGGCAGGAAUUUCACCAGAAGUUUUCAGCUUUUGCCCACCUUCGAGUUUCUCGCCAUGUGUUACGUCCGGAUUACGAUCGCUUAGAGAUUCACGGGUUCAGCGACGCUUCAGAGUCUGCAUAUGGAGCAUGCAUCUAUCUCCGGUCAAUACCUGCCGAGGGCCCUUGUACAGUUCGCCUGGUGAUUUCUAAGUCCAAGGUCGCUCCGAUGGGGACUCAAACCAUUCCACGCCUCGAGCUAUGCGCAGCUCAACUCCUGUCCAGACUUCUUAAACAAGUUCAGGACAGCAUCGACAUAACCGCCACCACAUAUCUAUGGACCGAUUCUUCCAUCGUCUUGAACUGGAUAUCCGCAACUCCAUCGACAUGGAAGACGUUCGUAGCCAACCGAGUGGCUGAAAUCCAAGAGCUGACGUCUCACGCCGUUUGGAAUCACGUCCCAUCCGAAGACAAUCCCGCCGAUCUCGUUUCUCGAGGAAUGGACCUCGAUGAACUCCUCGCUAGUGCACUGUGGUGGAACGGACCGCAGUGGCUAAAACCAAUAUUCGCUCCUUGGCCAGCGAAGUACGUCGUCGUAGCGACCUCAAACUCAGACCAACCGGAGGUCCGACAGACUAUUGCCCUUCCGGUCGUGAGCGUAGAACCGUCAGAUAUCGUCGAUCGCUAUUCCAAUCUUCGUCAGCUACUUCGGAUCGGCACACUUCUUCGGCGUUUCGCUGCUAACUGCCUUCACCGGAAGAAUCACCAACCAAUUCUUGUCGGCCCGUUGACGGCUCUUGACAUUGAUCGCACUCUGCUCAAUCUGGUCCGUCGCAUACAACAGCAGUACUUUGCCAACGAGAUACGCCAACUUGAAACCGUCGGAAAAGUAAACCGUAAAUCCAAGCUACGGUAUCUGCACCCGACACUCGUAGACGGCAUUAUUCGUGUCGGCGGCCGGCUUCACAAUGCUGCAAUACCUGUCGACGGAAGACACCCGAUCGUCCUCCCCAAACAUCGUCUCACCGACAUGAUCGCCACGAGAGAACACCAUAAGACGCUCCAUGCCGGUCCCAGCUUACUACUAUCCUCGUUGCGCCAAAGAUUUUGGCCCCUCGGCGGACGGAACUUGGUUCGCAACAUUGUUCACGGCUGCAUGGUAUGCGCACGUGCCAAACCCAAGCCGUUGCAGCAGCUGAUGGGGGAUCUGCCAUCUGUUCGGGUCAACCAAGCGUACCCGUUUCAGAAUGUUGGCGUUGACUUGGCUGGGCCAAUGUACGUGAGAACGUCACUCCGAAAUAAGAGAUCGCCAUUCUUCAAAGCCUACAUCACCGUAUACGUAUGUAUGGCUACCAAAGCCGUGCACUUGGACCUUGUGUCGGAUCUGACCACUGGCACAUUCAUUGCGAGCCUGCGAAGAUUCGUCGGCCGUAGAGGAAAGCCUGCGCAUAUCUACUGCGAUAACGCCACGAACUUUGUUGGAGCACAGCGAGAACUGGAAGAACUGCGGAAGCUUUUCCGAACUCAAGUUCACCAAGAUGCCGUAGCAAACGAAUGCGCAGACAACGGAAUACAGUUCCACUUCAUCCCACCUCGCUCUCCCACAUUCGGUGGAAUCUGGGAAGCCUGCGUGAAAUCCGUGAAGACCCUGCUUCGCAAAAUCCUCGGAAAUGCCCACCUAACCGAAUCCGAGCUGCAAACCGCAUUGAUUCAGGUCGAGUCAAUGCUAAAUUCUCGCCCAAUCACGCCGUUGCCGGACAAUCCAUCCGAUGAGCUUGCUCUGACUCCAGGACAUUUCCUGAUUGGUCGUCCGUUGAAUGCGGUACCUGAUCCAGAUUGCCGUGAAGUUCCUGAAUCCAGGUUGUCUCGAUGGGAACGAGUACAACAGCUAACUCAGCACUUCUGGAGUCGUUGGCACAAGGAGUAUCUCACCACCCUGCAAAAUCGCUACCGCUGGACAGAAGCCAUGGACAAUCUAGCCGUUGGUUCCAUCGUCGCUCUCAAAGAUGAGAGAGCACCGCCGUUGAAAUGGCCCCUGGGACGCGUGCUCAGCGUUCAUCCCGGCCCUGACGGCCUUGUUCGUGUCGCCACCGUGAAGUCGACCUUCGGCAUCGUUCAACGCGCCAUCCCAAAGCUCUGCUUACUUCCAGUUGAAGUGGCGCCACCCAUCGCCCUUGCUCAGGGAACCGAGCCGCCGGACGAGAUCCCGGCCCUUGCUCAGGGAACAGAGCCGCCGGACGAGAUCCCGGCCCUUGCUCAGGGUACAGAGCCGCCGGACGAGCUCCCGGCCCCUACUCGGGGAAAUGAGUCGCCAGACGAGAUCCUGGCCCAAGCUCGGGGGUAUCGAGCGGUUCGUGGUUCACCUGUAAAGAACCAAGCCUCGCCGUUUCGCGUACAGAUGUUCCUCCUUUACAGCACACCACUCCUGGACAGUAUCCUGCAGUCGGACCCGACGCACCUCGAAAAAUCAUCCUGGAAGCUCGAAGCCUGCGUGAUGCGGCUUUACCGCAUAACCGAGCCCAAGGAUCCGAAGCAGCGUAAAGCUGCUGAGGAUCCGCCGAACGAUGCGGCCAUCGACCCACCGUUGGAAGCGGCGGCCCCUCGCAAGCGAACCUGUAAUCCACCCGUUUGCCCGGAUUAUUCAAAUAUAUGGGCAAUCAAUUAA